Molecule: messenger RNA, 636 nt
Organism: Ascochyta rabiei
Lineage: Eukaryota; Fungi; Ascomycota; Dothideomycetes; Pleosporales; Didymellaceae
Exons: 2
Coding region: 1-636 (211 amino acids)
Source: RefSeq, a predicted model, not a curated record
AUGCAUCCGCCCACAUAUGACCGGAACGCUUACGAAGAGUCCAGCCCAGCUUCUGAGCCAGACGAAAAAGCUUUCCAGAUGCUCGAAGAUCUGUUUGAGCAUCGAGCAGGAUCAGCAAGGGCCAGUUGUCGCGAUACCAUUGAUUCGAUUCUGUCGAAGUAUGAGGCAGUGAGCGAAGAAGUGCAACAAGAUCCACGCAUUGGCCUGGUUCUGAGCGUAGGGCUCAGCAACCCAACUCCAAGGAGCUUCAUUGAUCACGUGCGAAAUGUACCUUCUGAAUACUCGUCCUAUGAGGGGCUUAAGACUCCAUCAGAAGGGCGCGAGUCACAAUGCGAUGGCGAGACGCAACAAACCAAUAGUAUGAUAACAUACCAAGCCGUGGAUGAUGGUAUAGAAUGCCGCAUGGAUACAUCAGGUAUACUUCUCGACGAUCGAAGAGGUCUGAGCAUUAAUGAGCCGGUCCUUGUCGAUUGUGGCUUCCAUGCGUAUGACCAAGACGACUCUGACGCCACCUGGGAGGAGGAAACAAUGCUAGAAACCAACGCAGAGCCCGAUGAAGAGUUUCCUCAGCCCAAGGUUGAGGAGCUUCCUUCUGUCGACGCCAAACCGACGGCCGGGACAGGUGGCUAUUGUUGA